This is a messenger RNA of Malassezia restricta, 1404 nucleotides long. RefSeq names its product protein of unknown function (DUF2413). The record is from RefSeq and is a predicted model, not a curated record. NCBI's taxonomy places the organism in Eukaryota, Fungi, Basidiomycota, Malasseziomycetes, Malasseziales, Malasseziaceae. Bases 1 to 1404 code for a protein of 467 amino acids. The transcript has a single exon.
AUGUCGAACGAGACGCGUCCACCUCGGGGUGCGUCAACACGCAAGCACGAUGUGGACGCAUUACUAGCAGAUUUGAGCCUCGAUGUGAAACCUCCUCGUGUGUCGCGUAAACCUAGCGCACGUCCAUUCGAGCACAAAUCAUCAUCCACUCGUCCUGACGAUGCCCAGAGUCUGCUGGACGACCUAGAGGGCUUGGUCCAACGUCGGCGCUCCCUGCAGCGAGAUGCAAAAGAAGGCGAAGAAUCACCUAACAAACAGGCAUCGGCAGCAUCCCAUACUGCUUCACCGGGUUCCCGUCCAGGCCUAGACCCCGCUCGCCCCAUGCAGCGCACAUCGCCAAGUCCCAGUAAGGUAGUCGCACCCGUGCGUCCACCUUCCUCAGAGAGUGUGUCUCCUCGCGACGUCAAGACUCAAGAGAGCACACCUACGGCGCAAGAGCCUAUCACAGCGCCCGAGACAUCCGCCGAGCCGGCCAAGGAAGGCGCGUGGGGCGGAUGGGGCAAUCUUUUUUCGACAGCAAGCAAGUUGGCUGAACAAGCACGGAAUGAAAUUGGUCGUCGCACAGCGGGAGUGGUGCCAAAUAUGCCACUCGACAAGGAUGCCCAUCCUGAGCAGCAAAUCUUUGAUCUUGGAAACAAGGUAGCGCAGCGCGUGCGCGGAUUUGUCCAACAAGGUGGAUUGGAGCACAUCCGGGAUAACAUCACCGCUGCAGGUCUUCGUGGCUGGAAUGAUAUUGUGAAUGCGGUGGUGUUGCCGAUGGAGGCUCAUGACUCAUUACAUAUCACUGUCAGUCAUGACAUGGUAGGGUACGAUGGCAUCGAGACACUUGCUUUCAAGGUGCUUUCACGCGUCUUGUCUCAAGCAGAGCUGGAUAUUUCCGUAUCGCGUGACACAUCCGUACCGUCCCAAGAGCCUGAGACAGCCUCGGAGCGUAAAUAUGAUUUGUAUGCUGCAGAUACACGUGAACAAGGUCUGCAGCAAGCCAAAGAGGCUCUACACCGGCUUUGUGACAGUGUACUGUCAACGACGGAUGAAAACGACACGUCGGCAUGCCCUGUCAUUCUCCGAAUUCAGCCUUUCUAUGAUCAACUGCUUGCUCCUGGCGAAGAUGAUCUUUUUGCUACAGUGGCGCAGGGCAAACAGAAGGAGCCUGCAGGAGGGGCGAAUGGGCUUUUCUUCUACGUGUGGUGGGUUGAUCCCAAACACAAACUAAGUCACGUCACGCAAAGUCAGGCUGUGCCGUCGUGGUGGUUGACGGUCUCGGACGCAGAGAAUCACUGGGUGGAGUUGGUGCUCAGUGACACGCUGGAAAAUGCGAUUGCAACAGUGUCGCAAGACUAUAUCCAAAGCCGCCGGGCGCUCUUUGCCAAGGCGACCGCGACUGCCUCGGCCGCAGAGCCAUAG